Molecule: messenger RNA, 5720 nt
Organism: Cyprinus carpio (common carp)
Lineage: Eukaryota; Metazoa; Chordata; Actinopteri; Cypriniformes; Cyprinidae
Product: ubiquitin carboxyl-terminal hydrolase 43-like
Biological process (GO): protein deubiquitination
Molecular function (GO): cysteine-type deubiquitinase activity
Source: RefSeq, a predicted model, not a curated record
CUAGGCUUGCCGUACCGACAGCUCUGUCAGUCACUCCAUCGCUCGCAGCUUCCCGCCAGUAUGAAGUUCCAGGAGCGCUCGUGCUGACCACCGUUACCGGAGAACUGUCAAUCAUUCGUUCGUUCCAAAACCGCCUGCCGGUAUGACGUCACGGGAGUUGCAGUUCUGAGCGCGCGACCCGUCAAUCACUCCUUUACGGCGAGCGUGUGGAAAAUCUCUGCACUGAUCUGCGCGUGAAUCCACUGCUGUCCACAAUGCUGGAUACCCACGCAGCAUCAGGUGAGGAUAAAAACACUCCGCGUGCUUGAACGCCUUAGUAAUCCGGAGGGAAAAAAAGCAAGAAGUAUGGAUAAACGCGACAAGAAAGCGAAAAAGGAUUCAGUGAAGUCUACGAAACGCACAGGGAAGCUGUUCCGGAGAAAAUCGUUCAAAUCAGUGGAAAGUUUGGUGAGUAAGAUCUUGAAAAGUUUGGGAAGCUUGGCCAACGGCGGAGAAACAACCGAGCGCUCGGAUGCUGAGGAUGAUGAUGGUGGGUUUGGAGAAAGCGCACCUUGCGCGGGAAACUCGGGACAUGUGAGAAAAGAGGACAGCAGCCAGGUGAGAAAAAGUUGCUCGCUUCCCUGCCGUUCCUCCGUGAGAGAGCGACUGUUCUCGCUGUACGGGGAUAAAACGCCAGGCGUGCUGGGUCUGAAGAAUCACGGGAACACCUGCUUCAUGAACGCCGUCGUGCAGUGCUUGAGCAACACGGACCUACUUGCUGAGUAUCUGUGUCUGGAGCGAUAUAAACUGGAUCUGGGUCGCAGGGGAAUGAACGGGUUUGUAAAGAAUGAGAACGGUCAGCAGGAGAAAGGCGAGGUUACGGAACGGCUCGCUACUUUGGUCCGAGCGCUUUGGACUUUUCAAUACACUCCUCAACUCUCGGCUGAGUUCAAGAUGACAGUAUCUAAACAUGGUGCACAGUUCCGGGGGAAUUCCCAGCAUGAUGCUCUUGAAUUCCUGCUCUGGCUUCUGGACCGCCUCCAUGAGGACGUCAACUCAUCUUCAACCCACCCCAAUGGGAAUAACAGAAGCAAAUCAAGUGGCAAGGGUCAAGAAGGAGGUUAUGAAAAGCCUGUCUCUGAUACCCUGACCCCGCCACAGACACAGCCUGGUGUAUGUCACAGCUUUGUACAAGAGCACUUCCAGGCACAAUAUAAGUCAUCCCUGACAUGCCCACAUUGUCUUAAGCAGAGCAACACGUUUGAUCCUUUUCUGUGCAUUUCCCUCCCUAUUCCUCUAAGACAGACGAGACCAGUGUGUGUGACUUUGGUGUUUAGCAGUAAAGGGCAGCGGUAUCUGAGAGUGGGGCUCGCUGUGCCUCUCUUUGGCUCUUUGGCAUGUCUGCGCCGGAUGGUGGCAGAUGAGGGCAAGAUCUCUCCCGAUCAGGUCAUAUUGGCAGAGGUCUACACAACUGGUUUCCAGCGCUCGUUCUUUGAUGACGAUGACUUGACCAGCAUAGCAGAGAGUGACAUCAUCUAUGCCUUCCAAGCUCCGCCCCUUUACAUCAGGGGUGGAUCUGCACGAAUCUCAGGUUUGCACCACAGUCUUCCGUCCUCUCCGUACACCUCGUCUGGGCCGGAGGGUCACAGACUGGCUGCAUCUGGAGCGCUGUCCUCUGAGUUUCUGAACCAGGCCGACGGGAUGGGGAAGAUCUUGCUGCUGGUGUGUAAUGCAGCCGGAGCAGGACAGCAGGCAGUGAGAUUCGGUCCUCCAUUUCUGAUGAGAGAGGACAGGUCAGUGUCGUGGGCCCAGCUACAGCAGAGCAUCCUCAGUAAACUCUACUAUCUAAUGAUCAAUGGAUCACAGGCACAUAAUUUCAGGGUGUUGUUCAAGAUUCGUGUCGUUGGGGGAUCUGCAGCUUAUAGCUACUUAAAUCCUCAAGACGGACGGCCGCUUUAUCACCCUGCUGUGGACAGAGCUCUAAAGCUGUGUGGCUUAGGUGGACCGCCGCAUGUGAAGCUCAUUGUUGAGUGGGAGCACAGAAUCAAAGACUGUCUGUUUGGUAACAUCCAAGAGGAGGUGGUGAAGGACUCGGAAAGUGUUCGUGCUCAACAACAACACCACGUUCAACAGCACAGCUGCACCCUGGAUGAGUGCUUUGAGCUCUACACCAAAGAAGAACAACUGGCCCCUGACGAUGCAUGGAAGUGUCCUCACUGUAAGCAGCUGCAGCAGGGCACGGUGCAGAUGAGCCUGUGGACUCUUCCAGACAUCCUCAUCCUUCACCUCAAGCGCUUCAGACAGGUGGGAGAGCGCCGUAACAAGCUCUCCACGCUGGUGCACUUCCCCCUCACUGGCCUCGAUAUGGGCCGCCACAUGGUCAAGAGGAGCAACUGUGCCCGACCGCCACCCGGCUGGAAACAACAGGCCCAUCCCCGGCCUGAAGCCAGCCAUCCCACGCUGACCUUCCUGUACGACCUGUACGCUGUGUGUAACCAUCAUGGAGGCAUGCAUGGAGGCCAUUACACAGCAUACUGCAGGAACUCAGUGGAUGGUCAGUGGUAUGCCUACGAUGACAGCAGUGUUGAGCCAGUGCCUGAGGGGGAAGUGUGCACACGUGCUGCUUAUAUCCUCUUCUAUCAGAGACGAGAUGCCAUCCCAUCCUGGUCAGCUAGCUGCUCGCUGCAAGGUUCCUCCAGCUCUUCAACAUCAGACCACUGGCUCAUCCGACUGAACGCAGACAACCGAAUUUCAAAUUCAACCAGCAAGCUGUCCAAUUCAUCUUCAGCACCUGAGCCCCAAACACAACACCUUCCUAUCGUACAUGAGCCUCAAAAUGAAGACAACAAUGUAGUUGAGCCGAUGCCAUUUGUACGAAGUGUCCGGGGCCACAGUAUGAGUAUGCGCUACCCCUCCAAAUCCAAGACGGGCCCAAGCAAAGUUCUUCCACUGCGCUGGUCAUUUGCUUCCAAGGACCGCAGAAAGCCCUCCAGCAUCGGUCCACAGCCCGGAAACGACGAGCUGGUGGAGUACCUUGAGUCCGGCCGGCGGCCUCGAUGCACCAAGGAGCCCAUAGUAAGUAUCGUGGCUAGUCCUUCACAGGUCAAAGCCCAGAUUCACGAGGAUGAUUCUUUGAGUUCCCCGAGCUGUAGCAGUACUGUGGAGCGAUGUAGCUAUCAAGGUCCGGAUUCCCCCAGACUGCCCGAAGGCCAGAGCAGACCAGCAGCGGACCUCAACGGCAUCACAUCCGAUGGCUUGCUGGCCAAAAACAGUUCAAAAACCAUUCAGGAGCACGAAAGGACUCAAGCCAGUAAGUCACUUCAAGGUUCCCCUAGUGCACUUUCCAAUAGUACUAGCAACAGUGCAUCUUAUUCCAGAGACUCCUCGUUAAAACAGCUACGAAACCAGCCAUCUGCGACUAACAGGACUCGUCCCAGCCAGACGCAGAUGGCCACAGGGGAAAGCAGGAGUAAAGACAGCGCCAUCAUCAGUAACACCCAAUUGAAGGAUAAGGAGGUGGCUCACGGGAAAACGUUUUCCAGCAAGAGCUUGACCAAACUGUCACUAUCCAACGGGACUCCAAAUGGAAAGGGCAUUGAGGUGAGGAAAACUGGCACUGCUCACAAGAGCACCAGUAAUGCAAUUAACAGCAGAGAAAACCAGGUUUGUUCAAGCACAGCUGAUAUAAAACGAGCCCACAGCUCAUCCAAUAUUCAGAGCAAGCUAGAUAUGACUUUGAAAAGGACGUUGUCUCUCCAAAGAAACGGUCCAUUGGUGCCGGCCCCCCAUAAAGGACCUGCGGUAGAUAAAUCCUCCUAUGCAACACUACAGAAAAUCAGAUACAGCAGCACUUCACUUGGCAGACAGAGACCUGUGCCCGAGUCCUGCUUCUGAUGGGUUUCAUCUUCACUGUGGAUUGUACUGUAUAUAUGUUUUAUGCAUAUGACAACGUUUAAAUAUUGCAUACUGUUGCUCUUUUCCAAAAACUAGUGAGCAUUGAAAAGCAUUUUAUGCACGUUUCCAACACAAUGCCUGGUUGAAAAUGCUUAAAACAGCAGCAGGUAGUCUUUAAAGAGAUUGCAGUUCUAUAAUGCAUUGCAAAAAAUUCAGUGAACAAAUUCAAGACGACAAGUGAAACGAGAGAAAAUGUUCAUUAUAAAUGUGCAUAUAAAAUUAUUUAAUAAUGAAAAUGUUUUUUAAAAACAUAUAUAGACUACCGUUCAAAAGUUUCAGGUUGGUAAGAUUUUUUUUUUCUCUUAUGUAUUUCAUCAAAUCAGUAAUCCUUAAGAAUUCAUUCUAGAAUGAUUUGUUUGUUCAUGAAGCAUUUCUUCUUAUCAGUGUUGAUCCAUUUAAUACAUCUUUGCUGAAUAAAAGCAUUAAUUUCUUUCAAUAACAAAAAAUCUUACUCACCGCAAAUAUUCAAACAGUCUUGAAUGUUUCUUUAACUAUGUGCACUUUUGACCCUGUGGACUUAAUGAAAAAAAACACUUAAUUAGUCCAUUUACAAGGUCUCUUUUUUCUGAAAAAUUUUAUGUUUUCAUCAGACGUUUCAGUCAUUUCUAGCACAUCUCAGAUUAUGUAUUAUGUUUAAUGACAUUCUGGGAUGGGAAGGACAUUUUGACAUUUAGAAUAAAAUAACAGACUCUUGUUUUGCCAAGCCUAAAUUUGUAGCUAGCAUUUUAUGUAUCAGAGAUAAAUACAACACACUUUUUGGAUAAUUUAACAAAAUUACAGCUCUAUCGGAAAUUGGGCACAAAAAUAAAAUCAAGUGAUGUUUACCUUGUUUUUUUCCCCUUUAUUUUGUUGAUCUCAUUUCACCUCAAGCUCUUCACUGACACUGUUGUCUCCUUAGUAACCAAGUACACUAAUUUUUGAUAAAAAAAAAAAGAGGCAAAACUGAUGUAGUGGAAGUGACAUCACAAAUAUGGGACAGUUAUAACUUUUGAAAAACUGAUAUUGUACAGUAUAUUUUCACACUAUAGCUAUAGACAUAAAUGAUAUAUAAAAAAAAAAGAAAAAUGCUUCCGAGUGUGACUGAGUUAUAUUGUGACUGUCAUAUAACAAUAUAACAACAAAAAAAAGCUGACAGCUAUUGAAAAUCAACCCCUGGGUCAUAAAAGUGCAAGUUGAAGAAACAAUUAAAUAUAGUAUUGAAGUUCCUCUUGUGUCAUAUUAAAAAUGAUAACAAAGUUGCUAUUUGUUGAUGACUGUGGAGUUUCCUAUUUGUAUGACAGCUUCUGCAUAUAUAGUGCUUCUAUAUAUCUAUAUAUUUUAUCUAUAUAUAUUUUAUGACAUUAUAAUUUACCUAGGAUGCUGCCUUAGAAGGUAGCUACCUAUGUAGGGGGUAGGCACUAUGGUUGCUCACUAGGUUUUGGAUCAGAGCUUGUGUUUCCCCUCUCAAAUCUGACUUUCUGUAUCAUAACUUUAAUAUUUAACUUGCAUAUCUCAAAGCCUGUUCUUAAAUCUCCAUUUAUAUCUGCAGAUACAGUAUGUAGCUUCACUCGCUAGUGGCUGGAUUUAGCAGUAAUGAUACAGUAGGAUCCGCUUAAAUGUCAGAAUUGAGGUCUGCUUUAUGCGUUUAGUGAACUGUCAUGUAUAUUUAUGCAAGUGCCUUUUUGUAAUGAUCUCAGGAGAGCGGCGGUCAUUGGAGCAGAGUGUUUUUUUUUUUGUUUUGUUUUUUACUUAUGAAUAUACAUGUGCACAACUCACCACAGAUGAAAUAAAUCCACAGAUGACACAAA